GGGACAUCAAAGUAGCCACUACGGUUUAUAUAUAUUUUUCUUGUGCUUUUUUUCUGCCUUGUGACAGGUGACUGGUUCAAGGAUGGCAGGAAGUCCAGACCAUAAACAAAAUGAAGAGGGCCUCGGGGACACAAUGGUACGUUUCCACAGCUACUUGCACGGAGGGACCUCCAGCUUGCUAUCCACCCUCCCCACCCUCAUCGUCUUCCCUGUCUACAAAAUUGUUUUUCGUCAACAAAUCCACAACACCCCAGUGCACCAGGCAGUGGGACAGCUCUACAAAGAGGGACCUGUGAAGCUCUACAGGGGCGUGGCCCCACCAUUACUGAUGAGGACUCUCAAUGGCACAUUGCUCUUUGGCCUUCAGGACACCCUCCUGCAUCAGCUCUUGUCAUCCCAAAAUGUCAUCUCUACCUCUGUCCUGCCUGCUGUUGCUGGGUUUGGUGCUGGUAUGGUAGAAGCUGUGGUUUUUACCCCCUUUGAGCGUGUCCAGAAUGUGUUGCAAAAUGGACAAAAUGACCACCGUCUACCCACCCUGAAGAGUGUUCUUGUCAGGCUGAAGUCACAGCCGCCAGCUUUAGGGUACUACAGAGCGUUACUGCCCAUCACAGCCCGAAAUGCUAUUGGCAGCUCCCUAUACUUUGGCCUGAAGGGGCCAGUGUGUGCAGUUGUGGAGGGACAGGGCCUCCCUCCUUUGGUUUCCUCCUUCAUCUCAGGGACGCUGACCUCCAUGGCAAUCAGCUUGACACUUUACCCUCUUUCUGUGCUAGUGGCAAACAUGCAAGCGCAGGUGGGAGGGGAGGUGAAGGGGGUCAUGGCUUGUUGGAGGAUGCUGUGGGAAUCUCGGCAGCGGAGUGUGGCUCUGCUGUACAGAGGAGGUUCUCUGGUUAUUUUGAGAUCAUGCAUUACAUGGGGAAUCGCCACCGCUAUCUAUGAUAGGCAGCAGAAACAUUCAGGCUAA
Messenger RNA from Plectropomus leopardus (leopard coralgrouper), 961 nucleotides. Its product is annotated as solute carrier family 25 member 53-like. Gene Ontology annotation, cellular component: mitochondrion. NCBI's taxonomy places the organism in Eukaryota, Metazoa, Chordata, Actinopteri, Perciformes, Serranidae. Gene Ontology annotation, molecular function: NAD transmembrane transporter activity. The record is from RefSeq and is a predicted model, not a curated record.